GUACAGUUUUUAUAUAGACUUACAUAUUAUAUUUUAGAAGAAAAUAUCAAAAGAAGUUCAAAAAAAGUUCAGAAUCGCUAUAUAAAAGUUCAGAAUCCUAUUUGCCGGGAUUUUUUAGUUACCCAAAUUUUAUUUCAAAAACGAUAUUAUGCUUUUAUUUAUUAUUUACACUUUCCAAAUUUUAACUUUAUUGUUAUUCUACUAUUUAGACAUGCCUUUACGGAAAUGGUAUCAAAUUUUAUGCCAAAGGAAUCCGCAUUUCGAAAGUUACCAGCGACCAUAUAAUAAUAGUUGGCUUGUAUUUGACAAAUCCGUACCUUUGGAAGCUUUGGAUAUACACAACGAACUUGUUACUUCUAGUUCUUCAACAACUACUCCAUACCUUGCUUUAACAGUACAUAAUUAUCCAAAAGAUAACUCUACAAGUACUUGGGUUCCUUUAUUAGUUGGUUAUACAGUAAUAAUUCUUUGGAAAAAAAAACUCUUACGACUUGCAAUUACUAAAGACAGCAACAAUAAUUUAAUUUAUAUGUAUGAAGAUUAUGAAGAUGAUAUUUCUCUUACUGAUUGUGUACACAGAUCCUCCCAUCGUAAUUUUUUUCAUGGAUUGAUUCAUUAUCUCAAUAUAGAUGGUCGCGUUUCAAUUCCUGCUUUAAUAGGACUCAAUAUUUUGGAAAUUGUGAUUCAACUCAGGAAUGUAAUUAAUAUGACGUUUCCAAAUUUAUUCACUCAAGUUAAACAGGCUCAUAAUGCGAUUGUAACUACAAAUAGAAUAAAAAAUAAAAUGAAACGAAAAGCAAGUAGUUUAUGUGAAAAUUUAGAAAAUAAUAUAUCUACUUCAACAACUUCUAAUACAGUAAAAAUCAAUUCGGGUAUUUUAAUCAGUUCUAAUGGUCUUCCCAUGACUCCUAAAUCGACCCAAGCACUUGUAUGUGAAUAUGCUUCAGAACUUAACGAAAAAAGAAAUCUGAAAAAAAAAUUAAAGCGUACAGAAAAUAAAUUAGUUGAACAUGAACAGGCAAUGAAUCCUUUUAUUGUUAACCUACAAGAAAAUAAAGAAAAUAUCGAGAGUAAGGUUUCAAAUUUAAUACAAGAAUCAAAUAUAGGUACCACUAUGCUCAUUAAUACAGACCAAUUCCUCCGACUAGUAUUGUCUCAACCAUGUUCGCAAUGCUUUACAAUGCUUGAUUCUAAACGUCAAUAUAGUGUUUGUUCUAUAGGAUUCACUUUCAAAGUUUCAAUUACAUGUGAUUGUGGGAAAUAUACAGAAUAUUCCAAUGAAACUUCUUCAAACUUUUCUUUAGCAGUGGCAAGUAGUGGAUUAGUAGGAGGAAUCAAUCGUCAAUCACUUGAAAUGAUAUUAGCAACACUUGGAAUAACCCAGCAACUUACCAAAAAAUCUCACCAUGAAAAUCAAAAAAAAAUCUUCCAUCCGAUUUGUAAAAAGGCAGAAGAAAGUGCAAACAAAGCUCUUCGAUUGACAUGUGAAUAUAUAAAGCAAAUAAAUGAAAAAAUUCUGCCAGUAAGUUUUGAUGUGUCAUGGUCACAUGUAAGAAAUGCAAAUCAGGCCAGCGGAGAAUUUAUCUUUUCAAAAAAAUUAGAUGGAUAUCCUCACAGACCCAUUCUUGGAUUUUAUUUUGUUGAAAAAUCGCGUAAAUGCAAGAAAAAUGGUGAGAGUGUUAUUGUACAUAAGGGCAAUCAUGACAAAAGCUCCAGACAAAUGGAACACGCAAUAUUAAUUGCUAUUCUUCAAAAAGUUACACCAAUUUUGGAAGAAUUUGAUCUGCUACUUGAUAUCGGAAUAGAUGGAGAUUUGGAAAGUAAUAAAACACUCGGCACAGUAGCAAUAGUUAACCAAAUAUUUGCUGACUUAAAACAUGUUGCAAAAUUAAUACGUAGCAAAAUUGGUCAGUAUGUUUAAAAAUAUAAAUUCAAUAAAUGGAAUUUAAUUAUUAACUAAAUUCACCUUAUUUUUAUUAUAGUAAAGAAUGUACAGUGGCGUUCUUUUGAGCAAGUGAUAAUGCAGUAUUUUAAUGGAUGCAUUUAUGCUGCUGGUGCAAGAAAAGCUGAUAAAGAAAUAGAUACUCCUAGCGAAGAUGAAUUGAAGUAUGUUCAAGUAGAGGGAUUAGUUAGACAUCUUUGUGGCAAUCAUUCUUUAUGCUGGCCAGAGGUUUGCUGGAUCAAAGAAAAUCCUGAUAUUGAAUUGAAAGAACCUAAUCUAAUUACAUAUACUGAAAAUCAACGAUAUGCAUUCCGCCAAUUUUUACUUACAAUCUUUCAAUUA
Rhizophagus irregularis DAOM 181602=DAOM 197198 is the source of this 2284-nucleotide messenger RNA. The record is from RefSeq and is a predicted model, not a curated record. Lineage: Eukaryota; Fungi; Glomeromycota; Glomeromycetes; Glomerales; Glomeraceae.